Messenger RNA from Acanthoscelides obtectus, 2952 nucleotides. NCBI's taxonomy places the organism in Eukaryota, Metazoa, Arthropoda, Insecta, Coleoptera, Chrysomelidae. The record is from the annotation of a GenBank genome assembly.
AUGGACAUUAGAAAAUUCUUUAGCUCCAAAGGGCAACAUGUGAUGAAAAAAUGGACCAAUAUGAAAGAUAAUUGGAUGAAAUGUCAUAAAAAAAUGGGUGAAUAUAAAUCUGGCGCUGGAGCACACAAAAUAAGAAAAUACAAUUUUUAUGAUCAAAUGCUAUUCUUAAGCAAAAUUGUAGAACAUCGCAAGACUGAUUCCAGUAUGGAUGAGCAUGUUAAUAGUUCAGGCAUCAAUAAUGAAAAUGCAGAACCGAAUCCAUCAAGAUCACAGAACGGUAAAGCGAGUGAGGCUCCAAAGGCUAAGCAGAAGAAAAAAAAUAAUCAACUUAGUGAGGUUGACAUUAAGUUUAUGAAGUUUAUGGAUGUAACGGCACAGGAGGAGAAAAGCCGCAGUAUGAACUUUUUUAGAGGAAUUUCUGAUUCAGUUGACAAGUUUACUGAUGAAAACAUGAUAGAUUUCCAGUUUCAAGUCAUUUCAAUAAUUAAAAGCAUACAAGAAAGAGAAAAUAACCGAUAUAUAGCAGCACCUAGAAACCAAUGGGAUCAUGGCCAGCAAGGAUAUCAAAGCGGCACAACACCUGCGAAUUCACAGUUUUCAGUGUAUGGGCAUUCCACAGCUGCUCGAUCAGGCUUUGGAAUCAAUGGCCAGGAAUACGAUUUUGGACAUAGCUCUGGUUUAGAGCCCAUCCCCAACCGACCAGAAUCGCAAGCAUCUGCUCAAAGUGCGAAUACAGAAAGUACCUCUGCAAAUUCUCAAGCCAGUACUGAAGGAUUCAUGGCGAGGACUUCUAUAGUUUGCCGCAGAAAAGUCUCAACUGAGCUCACUUGGAUUCAUUCGACGGGCACCUUUGCCGUGCCCCGUGCAAGCUUGCACGUUUUUGUAACCGUACGGCAAAAAAAACGUGUCGUGAACAAGAGGCCUAAGUUUACUUCUAGUACUGAAUAUAUUAACCAAGCAAGUGACAUACAGAUAAAAACGUUGAAGGAGAGAAUAGUGGUUCUGGAAAAGCAGAAUAAAGCAUUCACUGAGCGGGUUGAAAAAAUAGAAGAAAAAACAGCCUUAAAAUAUAAAGAUGUCUUGGCCAAAGUUUUCACUCUGGGGCAGAUAAAAAAAUUAUUGAAUGCAGGAAAAAAAAGAGUCCGUUGGUCACCAGAGGAUAUUGCAACCGCAAUUUCUUUACGUAGUGUCAGUCCAAAAGCAUAUCGUUAUUUGAGAGUAAACAAUUAUCCUUUACCAGCUUUGUCCACCUUAAGAAGCUGGGUUUCCAGCUUUGACGUACAUCAGGGUAUUUUGAAGAGUGUAAUAACAUUAAUGCAAAAGAAGUCUCUUGAUUGUACUGAAGCUGAUAGAAUUUGCGUACUAAGCUUUGACGAAAUGUAUGUUUCGAACAAAAUCGAGAUCGAUAAGAAAACUGAACAGAUCAUCGGACCUCACAGAUGUUGUCAAACUGUUAUGGUGCGUGGUUUACUUUCAAAAUGGAAGCAACCAAUUUACUAUGAAUUUGAUCAGUCGAUGAUGAAAUAUAUUAUUGAAAAAAUAGUAGCUGAACUGUUCCGAGCAAAUUUUAUCGUAGUAGCGAUUACUAGUGACAUGGGCACUGGAAAUACUGGACUGUGGUCUCAGCUGGAAGAAGUUGGAUGUUCGAAAGGACCUCAGUGUGAAGAGGAACAAAUAAUUCAAAACACAUUUGUAGAAGCUCUUUACUUGGAGGAUCAUGUGAUUGAUGAAGACAUGUUAAAACUUGUAGACAAUUAUGAAGUGAAAGAGAAAAUUCACCAUGAUUCUUUAAAGUAUGUUGCUGGUUUUGUUGCAUAUAAAUUCAAGCAUAAAUAUAAUUUAGGGAAUCCUACAAACACCUUUGAGAGAAAUAUAGAACCAGAUUGGCUUCAGACAAUCUCUAGAGGCUCUCUGCUGUAUCCUAACGACGAAUUGUAUGAAGCUACACUGAAACUGGAAUCAACUACAUUAUUGUACAAGAAGAAUAAACCCGACUCACCACCGGAAAAGGAACAAAUAGCUGUUAUUUCACCCCCAAGGCCAACUACCUCUCUCAACAUUUUGGACCUUCGGCCGAAUAUCAAGUUGGAACCUGAACUACCAGUACCAGCGAGAUUCGAGAUUAGCCUUGCAAAGGGGUGCGAUAAUGUAUCUGCCACGGAAUCUUUAGACGAUGGAACCUUGUUCGAACUACGGCAGAAAAUUGAAAGAAUAGACGCGGCAAAUGAGGAAUUUGCAGGAAUACAGUGCCAAAUUGAAUCUUUAGUUCUUGAUGAUGAUCUGGAUGAGCAAAUCGCGGAGCGUGAAGUCGUAGAAAACUAUAUUGAUCGCUAUUUGGGUUUGGCAAAAUCGAUAAUAAACGACAAAUCAGAAGUAAAGUCUGGCAACAGCGCGAAGUCCAUCCCUUCCACUGCGAGCAGUGCGCGUGCCCGAGGAGAGGGGAUCGUUCAAAUCGACGUUCGUUUGCCGAAAAUCGAACUGCCGAAAUACAGCGGCGAUGCCAACUCUUGGGUUGAAUUCCGGGAAAUCUAUAAUUCACUUGGUCAUUGCCCUAGUACUUUAAAAACGUUUGUAGCCAAUCGACUAUCUGAAAUUCAGACAUUGACAGCGGAGCACCAGUGGCGUUACAUUGAAACAAAACAUAACCCCGCGGACGUGUUGUCGAGGGGAGCAUAUCCACAUGAGUUAAGUGACAUGGUCUUAUGGUGGAAUGGGCCAGAUUUUCUAUCUGAAGACGAAUCGAAUUGGCCUGAUGUCAAAUUUAGUGUACCAAAUUUGCCAGAAAUGUCACGUGGAUUAAAAAUUCUUGAAAUGUUGAAUCUGGAUGUACCGAUGGCUGCCAUUUUAUCAGAAAAUAAUACAAACGUUGUUGGAAAUGAAAUUGCUUUCGAAUCCUCUAGUCCUAGUACUAAAUCAGGACAUGACACAACUUUGAACUUAAGACAUUUCUGA